Verruconis gallopava is the source of this 1623-nucleotide messenger RNA. RefSeq lists its product as uncharacterized. The record is from RefSeq and is a predicted model, not a curated record. NCBI's taxonomy places the organism in Eukaryota, Fungi, Ascomycota, Dothideomycetes, Venturiales, Sympoventuriaceae. Bases 320 to 1606 code for a protein of 428 amino acids. The transcript has a single exon.
CACUGUUCUGUAUCUCAGUAGUCAAGGUGACCCUCAUAAAUCGCGCUAAUCCUAAAUUAGACACAUCCACAACUCAUCAGAAACCGUUGCAUGAUUGUCAACUAUAAUCGUUGUCUCGAAUCUUCGUCAACAAUUUCUUCGUCGCCUUGCUGCUAUUUUUCACUUAACGGCCACUGCUAUCAGCUUCAUGUGCUCGACGUACAGGUUGUAGUUCUAAAUUUCCGUUCUUUAGUGCAACCAAAACAUCCUCCAGCUUUCACAGCAGUAGUGAAGUUCAACAUGACUUGAUGCAGACGCCACGAGCGCAAAGCAUGUUACUAUGGGUAGAACUAAACCGUCGCAUGCCCCCAUGGCCCAGCAGGGCUUCCGGAAGGACCAAAGAGCAAAGACCGCACGCACGACCAUCAACAAAAUCAUCCCGCAGAUUCUUGCAUCCGAUGCAAGAGCUCGGGCAGGGAUAGAAAAUGCGUACUUGUUCACGAAUGCGAAGAUGGGAAUCGAAGCAGCGAGCCAUAUUGGCCCCAAUAAGACAAAUGUGAAAGCUCAGCAGCCGGGCAGGGGCAAGACUCUCCAGUCAGUGGACAUGAACGUGAACCAGGAACAGCCCAGGCGCAGCCAAGACCUGUCAAAGACUGAGUCGGUGCCUUUCAAGAUUAGUGUGCAAGUCACGGAUACCCUGACUGCUGCUUACUGUCUACACCAAGCUAAGCGCUCGAGGCGGAACGUGGGAAUCCUGAACAUGGCCUCACCGCUGCGACCCGGUGGUGGUGUUCUGAACGGUGCCACCUCGCAGGAAGAAUCGAUUUGCGCUCGCACGACUCUCUUACCCUCUUUGAGAGAAGAGUGGUAUCGUCUCCCUGAAGUCGGAGGCAUCUGGUCCCCUGACGUCCUUGUUUUUCGACUGCCGCGGACAAAGGAUGAGGAAGACCUUUCCAAAGCUGACAGGUUUUAUGUCGACGUCGUUUCAGCUGCCAUGACAAGGUUCCCAGACACCAUCAAGCGAUCCAUGGUGAGGGAAGCUAGUAGAGAUAGUGAUGACGACGUUUCUGAUUGUGACACGGCUGCAGUUGAGAAGAUGUACGCGAGCCAGAAAGAUCGAGACUUGGCGCUUGAAAAAAUGAGGACGGUACUACAAGUUUUUAAGUCCCAUAAGACAGAGUACGUUGUGCUCGGGGCCUGGGGUUGUGGGGCGUAUGGCAAUCCAGUAAGCGAGAUAUGUGCUGCUUGGAAGAAGGCCUUGCUUGGGACAAGAUCAUGUAGUACGACGGAGACCACCCAGUCUGCCAGCUUGGGCUCCAUCAAAGAAAUUGUCUUCGCGAUCAAGGACGCGAACAUGGCGGAAGCCUUCGCGAGAUACUGGGGUGACGGGAUGGAGAUUACGGUGGUCGAGACACAAGCUCCGGACGUUUCGGACACGGCGGCGGAUGAAAGACACGUCGAGGAGUUACGAACGAAGAUUGACGCGCUCGAAUUACAAAUAGAGGAGGCGAAAACACCAUUGCUCCAAAAGGGUCUCCAGAGCGCGAUGCAUGUGUUGAAAUUACAGCUUGACCGGCUGACACAGCGGUCUUCGGAGAACGAUGUUGGUAGCGAAGAUCAAAACUGAAUUAAGGCCCGUAUUUU